Phytophthora sojae is the source of this 3078-nucleotide messenger RNA. RefSeq lists its product as hypothetical. The record is from RefSeq and is a predicted model, not a curated record. The transcript is spliced from 7 exons. NCBI's taxonomy places the organism in Eukaryota, Oomycota, Peronosporomycetes, Peronosporales, Peronosporaceae. Gene Ontology annotation, molecular function: protein binding. The coding region runs from base 1 to 3078 and encodes 1025 amino acids. Gene Ontology annotation, biological process: positive regulation of DNA-templated transcription.
AUGUCGCAGGACUUCAUGAACGCGCUCAGGCUCGGAGACCUCACGCAGCAGGACGAGCCGCAGCUGUCCGUCCGCCUGCGCGGCAGUCGCGUGGAGCUGGCGUCGGCCUCUGAAGAGGAGCAGGUGGAUUUUUUAGGCCCCGCGGAGAACAUCAAAAGGCUGUUCAAGCUGCCGUACUCGCAGUCCAGAGUGUCUUUGGCGGUGCAUCGUGUGGGCAGCACGCUGGUGGUGGAUGGGGAGCUGGACGAGAACGACCUGCCCGCGGGCUUCGAGGACAUGCCUCAGGACACGCUGCAGCUGGCGCAGCAGUCCGAGGAGACGACGCAGAGAUUAUUGUACGAGAAGUUCAUCUAUGAGAGCACGGUGAACAGCCAGCUGCCGCCCUCGGAGAGUGAAGCUGUGGGGGAGAAGGAGGAGGAGGUGGUGGAGCGGAGGACGGAGGCGAAGAAACAGGGAAAGAAUGCCAAGAAGGCGAAGAAAGCGAAGCAGAAGAAAGCAGCAGCGAAGAAGGCGGGCGAUAAGAUGGAGUUACUGCCAGCAGCCGAGCGGAAGGAGGUUCGUGAGGAUGUUGGGGUGCCACCGUCGAUUGUUGGUCUGGAUUCGACAAGUGAUCAUUCGAGUGAUACGUCGUCGAGCAGCCAGCAGAAACCUGCGCCCUCGUUCGUCCCGACCGAAACCAAUUGGUUUACCUCUACUGCGCAGCACCCUCCAGCAUAUGGAGGAGACUCACAAACAUUCCAGCGUAUUCUGAAAUGGAAGUUUAAUGACCUCAAAAUGAUUCUAGGCAGUCAAGUCCUUUUGUUUAGCAACCAGGAACACCCCGCUGUUUCGCUCAAGCUUCACGAUAUGGACAAGGAGUUGUCUCUGUGUACUGUGCUCGACUAUUACUUAGACAAUGUUAUCGCCAACAUCCCGGAGCUGGCAAUCUGUAUGCAUUCAAAGGGACUCGUCCGUGGGUACAAGCUUGUGGAAACCCGGCAAAUCCCGUACAUGUCUGGCACGGGUCGACCAUUGUUUGAUGUCCAAGAUGUUAGCAUGAACGCGUCGAUGCUGCUGAAGUUCCUGCAAGAGAAUUGUUCCAGACCCAAUGGCACGUAUUGGCUUCAUCGAAAGGAAGGCGAAAGUUCUCUGCGGCUCUACGAUGUGGAUGUUCUAUCGCAAGGAAAUCAACUCAAGUGGAAGUAUAUGAUGGCGAUGCUGUGCUAUCGGUUCGCAGCUCGAGCAUCGAGACUGGCGAACUCUCUCGCAGCAGGGACGCCGCACCUGCAACAGCAGUUGCAGCAACGUCAGCGUGAGCUGUUGCGCACGUGCAUGAAUUUACUUGGAGAAAUUGCUCAAAAGGGUGGAACGGCGCAUAGCUCCAUCUGUUCUUCGGUCAGCGAGCAGCUCGCAGACACGUAUCUUCGCGAGUGCAACCAAUUUCACUCCACCGACUCAGGGUCUGGGGAUUCAAAUCGAGAAGCAGCCAUCGAAUCUCUGGAGAAGGCUAAACAGUAUUUGCAGGCAAGCAUUCGACUGUUCGAGGAGUGCAUACCGAAGGAGUCGGCUGCAGUAUUGACCCAUAGUGACGAUGGCAACAACGACGCAAUCGAAGGGGAAGGAGAGCUAGCCCCAGGGGAUGAAGAAGAUGAUGGCGAAAUGGGCAGCUUCAUGGACGAAGAAUUAAACCGGCUGCAGCUGAAGUUUAGUUCUGCGUGCCUUGAACUGGGACAGCUUUAUGCUGGUAGCCAGAAAUGGGUUGAUGCUGUGAAGUGCAUUUUGGAGGCAUGCCAAUUCUUGCCUCUGAGCUCGACUCCCGACGACGUACAGCCACUUGAUUUAUCUUCCUCGAAGCAGGACUCACCGGUUGACGCUUUACUUGGAAAGUUGGACUUUGAUGGCGUUGGACGGGGAGGAUUUUCACAAGGCAAGAUUCCAAUUUGCGUUUCAGGAGCAGAACUUCGUUGCUCGUUACUGGGUCUGAUCGGCGAUAUUUGCGCCCAGAAACCUCUGGAAGUGUACGGAGCGUUGACAGCUCUGUACGACAUCAUUUCGGGGGAAGGCCUAAUGACGCUGUCCUUCCUGGCUUAUUUGCGGGCGCUGUCGCCACCAGCGGAUUCCGAGCUCUACUUCCUGCUGAUGAAAAAGCUUGGUAAUGCAAGCAACGAGCUGGGGAAAUAUUUCCUUGCGGCAAAGAGGGACUAUCAAGAAGCCUUUAGAUGGUUUGACCGCGGCUGCAAAAUCUUUAGCGAUAUCGAAGAUACAGUGAAUGUGGCGCUUCUUCGAGCGAAUCUGGCGCACCUUCACAAAAUUUUCGCACAAGGCAAACCUGCUGACUCAAGAGAAGAGCACUACAAAACAGCUAUCCAGCUUUGUACAGACGCUCUGCAACUUCUCAAGCAAAAUAAAGCGGACGUGGACCUGCGCAGAAAAGUGAAAGGUGAAUUGGCCCUGACCUAUCUGGUGUGGGCGGAAAACGAAGCACUGAAGAUUUUCAACAAGGCGCUGACGCUGUACGCAGAGCUGGGUGACCAGAAACAGGUUGCUUCGACCCACUACCAGAUUGCUUCGUUCUACAGUCGCAUGAUCUCGAAUACGCUGCAAGCCCGUGCAGAGAGUUCGUCUGCGAACGAGGUUGAUGGGUCCUCGACGACGCUGGCAAACCGAAUGGAGAUUGCGAGGCGUCACUAUGAAAAAGCUUUGGACUAUUUCGCUGCGUUGGAGCUGGGCAAAACGUUCGUGCUGAUCCACCAAGAGCUGGCAGAUCUGCACAUCCUUGGGGGUCGCGUGGAAGGUGUCGAACAUGCGCUGCUGAUCUUGUUGAGCACAUACGAGGCGUUCAAUCACGCAUCUGCCAGGGACUCGAAGCUCGAGAAGGAGGAGAUGGCGGCUUUAGCUCGCGAAAUUGUGUCCAAGGUCAAGACGGUGCUGCACCAACUGAUCAGACUGAGCUCUGGUGGACGCUCCAACAACGUGCACACCAAGACCAAGAAGCUGGAGAUGUUCAAGAAGAUGUACAAAGAGGUGAUCUACUACGAUGGCUACAGCGCGGGCAGUAUUGUUCCGAUCUUAGGCACUCUCAGGGGUAUGUAUAUAUAA